AUGGACGCGACCACAAGCGACAGACCGAUGAUCGGCGCAGAGGGCAUCGCCACGGUGCAGAUUCACCUGCCGUCGUUUUUGCCCCAGAAUCCUGCAGCCUGGUUCACGCACGUGGAGGCCAUCUUUGCCCUUCGGCGCAUUACCUCGCAACAAGCGAAGUAUUGCCACGCUGUCUCCGCGCUCUCAACGGAAGUGGUUGCAGAGUUUCACGACCUGGUGUGCACGCCCCAUGAAACCACACCUUAUGACCACUUUAAAACGACGGUGCUGCAACGCAAGUCUGUGUCUGUGCGCAGGCGUCUCCAGCAGCUUCUCAACGAAGAGGAGCUCGGCGACCGGCGACCGUCAGAACUGCUACGUCGCAUGCAGCAGCUUCUCAGUGGCUGUAAGUUGGAUGUAAACAGCCCGCUGCUGCGAGAACUGUUUUUCCAGCGCCUGCCACAGAAUGUAGUCCUUGCCUUGGCUGCCGCACCUGACGACCUGCCCCUCGACAAGCUGGCGGAGCAGGCCGAUCGCGUCGCUGACUAUGCAGUAGGAGGUACUGUGGCUACGGCAUCUAGCGUUCCGUUGUCGCAACUCGAGGACCGGCAGUCUCGCCUGGAGCAACUGAUCGACGACCUCGCCGAGACUAGUUAA
This is a messenger RNA of Rhipicephalus sanguineus (brown dog tick), 636 nucleotides long. RefSeq lists its product as uncharacterized. Lineage: Eukaryota; Metazoa; Arthropoda; Arachnida; Ixodida; Ixodidae. Bases 1 to 636 code for a protein of 211 amino acids. The transcript has a single exon. The record is from RefSeq and is a predicted model, not a curated record.